Mycosarcoma maydis (corn smut) is the source of this 1476-nucleotide messenger RNA. RefSeq lists its product as uncharacterized. The record is from RefSeq and is a predicted model, not a curated record. Lineage: Eukaryota; Fungi; Basidiomycota; Ustilaginomycetes; Ustilaginales. The transcript has a single exon. Bases 1 to 1476 code for a protein of 491 amino acids.
AUGUACGGUCGAGGAAGCGGUCAGCAGCAAUACCGUGGUGGUAUCUCGUCGUGGGAUAUGCAGGCGCAGUCCACUUACGCGUCGUCGCCCUCGCAACAACAGCAACAACCGCAGCCCAACUACUUUGCAAGCAACAUGCUUUCUUCUGGUUCCAGAGAUGACGUUGGUGGUUACGCCGGAUACGCCGGAGGCGGUUCCAGCUCCCACUUUCCAUCCGGCUACCCGGGUCAGCAGCAGGGCAACGCUACCUCUUCAUCCUCGGCCAAUUCCCGUCCCAACACGUUUGCAAGUUUCUCUGAGGCCUUCACCGGCGGAUACAAUGGCAACCAGCUCAUGCCUCAACAGCAGCAGCAACAGACCCAACAGGCGCAAUCACAGCAGCAGCAACAACAGCAGCAACAACAGCAGCAACAACAACAGCAGCAUCAGCAGCAAACGCAACAGCAGCAACCACCGCCUACCACCUCGUACCGAAGCGAGCACAGCUACUAUCAGCCUUCGUCAGAUUCGUACGGCGCCAAUCGCGAUCGCUCAGCCCAGUCGCUCUACCCAUCCGCCAGCGACAGCUUUGCCAAAGACUCGCGUUUCGACAAUGGCUACUCUUCGGCAAGCGGUCAGCAGGACUGGGGCAACUACCAGGCGUCGUCGGGUCAGUCGGGUGCCAACACCGCUUCUCGAUCUCAGUCCAAUACGACCGCACCACCAUCCGCUUCACCUUUGGUAGCACCUUCUGCGGCCGCCUCGGCACAGCAACAGGCUGCAGCUGGAACCGGGCCGGCUGCGCCCAAGAAGCGUGGUCGCAAGCCCAAGAAUCAAACACAAGCCUCAGCCACUGCACCUUCAGCACCGCUAUCGUCAUCCGCUGCCGGAAAAGCGGCAGGCGGCUUUCCAGCACAGCAACAGGCUGGUUUUAUUGAUCCAUCUGCCACCAUGAUCAAGGCCAACGGAACCACGGUCAAAGGCAAGAAGGCUGCUGCUGCUGCUGCCGCUGCCGCUGCUGCUGCUGCUCAACCUGCGCCCGCUGCACCUGCCAUUGCUGGGAUUCGACCCAAAGGCAAACGUGGUCGCAAGUCCAAAGCCGAGCUCGCUGCAGAGGCAGCAGCGGCGGCAGCGGCACCAGCAGCCGUUGUUCAAGAUGCAUCCAUGCAUCCGCCUCCCGCCAAACGCAAACGACGUACGAAACUCGAAAUGCAAGCGGCGCGAGCAGCCGAAGCCGAAGCGGCUGCAAGGCAAGCUGCGCUGCAAGCAUCAGGACAAGCCCCGAUACCGGUCAAAGAUCCGCGGGGUCGCAAACCGGGAAGCAAGGGCAGCUUCACGAUCGCAUGGAACAAGGAGAUGGUAUCCAAGAUCCAAGGGUUGCGUGUGUUUGGCAACAUGAUCGAGGACGAUGCUACGCAUCAGGAGUUUGAUAAAGUCGUAGUAGAGCUAUUGAGCAUGCUCGAUGGCAAGUUGCCUGCAGACAAGAAGGCUUCCUGA